CAUCAGUGACAACAAAUGUAUUUUGAUCUCGUGUUUACCUGGUUGGCUGAAGCUAACUGAAUAAUAAAUUGCCAAGAUGUCGAAGGCUGUUAAGUACUAUUACGAUUUCCUAUCGCAGCCAUCCCGCGCCCUCUGGAUUGCUAUGAAAUUGGGCAAGACCCCGUUUGAAGACUGCCCGGUUGCCCUGCGAAAACGUUAUACUCCAGAGGAGCAAUUGACCGACGAAUACCGCAGUAUAAAUCGGUUCCAAAAGGUGCCGGCCAUCGUGGAUGGUAAAUUUCAGUUGGGCGAGAGUGUCUCCAUAGUGCGAUAUCUCGCGGACAAGGGAGUCUUCAGUGAACAGCUCUACCCCAAAGCCUUAGAGGAUCGUGCGCGUGUGGACGAGUUCCUCGAGUGGCAGCACUUCAAUGUCCGCUUGGUCUGCUCCCUGUUCUUCCGUCAGGUGUGGCUUCUUCCGGCAAAGGGACUGGCACCGGCUCCCAAGCCAGAGGCUGUCAAGAAGCUAAUCAAGGAUGUGGAGAGUAAUUUGGGUCUACUGGAACGCCUCUGGCUGGAAAAGGACUUCUUAGUCGGCGACAAGCUUACCGUGGCAGACAUCUUCGGGGCUUCAGAAAUUAAUCAGAUGAAGCUCUGCCAGUACAACGUAAAUGAGAAGCAAUUCCCCAAAGUGGCCAAGUGGAUGGAACGCGUUCGUGAUGCUACCAAUCCCUACUACGAUGAGGCCCACAGUUUUGUCUACAAGACCUCUCAGCAGGCAGUCAAGGCCAAGAACUGAUUUCCUUGCGAUUUUGACUGUUUUCUUUGUUCAUUGCAUUUACUAGGAUUUUAAGACUUUUUUGUGCCUUAUCUGAUGUUUAUUGUGUUCAGUUCUGCGCUGCAAAACUCCUAAAUGUUAAAAUAAUUAGAGACUCUGAAGAGGGGUGCUAUCGUUUGCCCGAUCAAUAA
Drosophila sechellia is the source of this 945-nucleotide messenger RNA. RefSeq names its product Glutathione S transferase T1 (gene GstT1). Lineage: Eukaryota; Metazoa; Arthropoda; Insecta; Diptera; Drosophilidae. Gene Ontology annotation, molecular function: glutathione transferase activity. Gene Ontology annotation, biological process: glutathione metabolic process. The record is from RefSeq and is a predicted model, not a curated record. Bases 77 to 775 code for a protein of 232 amino acids. Gene Ontology annotation, cellular component: cytoplasm. The transcript is spliced from 4 exons.